Tetrahymena thermophila SB210 is the source of this 1365-nucleotide messenger RNA. RefSeq lists its product as hypothetical. The record is from RefSeq and is a predicted model, not a curated record. Lineage: Eukaryota; Ciliophora; Oligohymenophorea; Hymenostomatida; Tetrahymenidae. The transcript has a single exon.
AUGGAGUCUUUCAGAAUUAAAGUAAACUACGUAAAAUCGAAACAAGAAUAUCCAAAAGAAUUGAUAUACGAUUUAAUUAAGUAAGAUAUAAAAAAAAUAUAUAUGUCUAGAGUAGAAUUUAAAGAUGAAUUAAUUGAUGAGCCAGGAACAACUAGUACUUAUGAUGGGUCUUUUUUUUCCUUUAAAAUAUAACUUGAAAAAAAUAUUAAUCCUACUAUAUUCUUAACAUAAUUAAGAGAUAUAUGCCUAAAAUAUAACUUUAUUUCAAGUUAAUCCAGAAAGAAUUAUUAAUAAUACAAAUAAUUUGAAUUAAUUGUUUGUUACAUAAAUUGCUAUGAAAAUAAUAAAAGUGUUGAGUAGUUAAAAAAUAUAAAUUCUUCACUUAAUAAUAGUUUUCAAAGUUAAAAUAAUUCUUAAUAAUCUAAAUAACUUGGAUAAUAAUAACAAAAAAUAAUUAAAUUUGAGAGUCAGAACAACAAUAGCAAUCAUGAAUUAUUUUUAGGAUAGUAAAUAUUAAAUUAAUAAAUAUCGAUAGAGAAUGAUUAACUUGAUUAAAUAUUUGAAUAAAUAGAUAUAUCUGAUUUAAAAACUCAAAUUAAUGCUUUACAAUAAAAAAAUGCUUAAUUAGAAAAUAGUUAGACAUAAGCAUAAAUUAUUAUAAAUGAUUAAACUGAAAAAACUUAAAAAUUAUUAUCAACUUAAAAUGAACUGACUGAAAAUUAAAAUUAAUUGAAAAAAUAAUUGAUAAAUUUUGAAACCAAUAAAAAAUAAUUUGAGGAAUAAAUGUAAGCUAAUGAAAAAAAGAACUUAGACAAUUAUAAAGAAUUAGACUCAAAAAUAUAUUUACUAAAAGUGGAAUAUGAUUAAUAGAUAGAAUAAAUAAUUAACAUUAACACUUCUAGUUAAGAAUCUUCCAAAAUCUAACUUAAAUAAUUUGAAUCAACAGUAGAUAACAUAAAAUAAUAACUGGAAGAAUAGAAUUAGAGUAUAUAAAAUAUCAAAUAAGUGCUUAACUAAUUGCAACAAAAUUAAAUCAAUUAUGAAUAAUCUAUAAACAAGCUGUAAGAAACAAUUUAAUUGUUAUAGGAAAAAAAGAGUUUAGGUUCAAAUGAAAAUAAAAGCUUAACAAAUAGUGUUAUCUCAGAUUAAGAUAAUUUGAAAACCUAAAGUAGCUAAAACAAACUGGAGUUAGAUUUAGAUGAAAAAUAAAUUGAAACCCUAAAUGAAUUAUUAUCUCAACUAAAAUAAACAGUAUUUUAAAGUGUAAAUUUCAUCUCAAGAAGUGCUUUUAAAAUGCCUUUAAAACUUAUUUCUUUCUUUUCGCCAUUUAAUUUAGCAAAAAAGGCUCUAAGCAUACUUAGCUGA